UCGAUAGUAGAAGUCUCUCAUGUCAAAGAAUGAUGUGCGUUCAUUUGAAGAAUGAAUCAGUUUGCAAGCAGUCUAGUAUAGCACACUUGGGUGGAGGGGGUGAUUGUUAAAAGCCACCUGCAGUGUGAAACCAAACCCAUGCAAAUUUAUUCACCAACCCCCAAACAUCGGCAUUGUUUCUUUUCUUGGAGUAUUAGGCCACCCACUCCACCGUAAUUCUGCAGCAAAUAUUGACCAAGAGGGCUCUUGAUCAAGUUGCACCGAAAGAUUGCAUGUGUCUUGUAUCCCAUGGUUCUCCUAUAAAAGGAGAUGAAUUCUGAAGAUGAAAAUCAUCCUCAUUGCGGUGAGAGAUCAAGGGCAGUGGGAGAAAGAAAAACAGAGAAAGAGGGACAUGAGGGAGAGAUGAGAAUUUGUAGAUUUUGUAAAUCUUAUACAAAUUCUAUAAAAGAGGCUCCAGUGGACGUAGGCAAUUUGCUGAACCACUUUAAAAUUAUUUUGUGUGAUUUUCGGACAGGCUAGAGGCACAACACCAGAAAGAUGUGUGUCCAUUUGAAUCUUGUUACAUCCUUAAAUUUUACGCAUAAACGAUUCAGUUAGUGUGGGUCUUGUUAUGCUACAGGAGGGCAUUGUUCAUGUUACAUUGGCAAAGAUAUUAGUUGCUUACGAUGAUGUUCACUACGAGCGGAGUGUGGCAAUGGAUGAAAAUAUAAAAGUGUCUUCGCAAGGAAUGCGUUUGUCAAAGUUCUGUCUGCAACCUGAUACGCCUUCAUCUUGUCGCUUGUUUGAAGCCAUUGUGAGCCAUUGUGUUCCGGUCAUAGCGAGUGAUCAAAUUGAGCUCCCAUUUGAGGAUGAAAUUGACUAUGCCCAAUUCUCAAUAUUCUUCUCCUUCAAGGAGGCAUUGAAACCUGGUUACAUGGUUAAUGAGCUACGGAAUUUUCCAAAAGAGAAAUGGAUUGAAAUGUGGAAGUAGCUUAAGAAAAUCUCCCAUCAUUAUGAAUUCCAGUAUCCCCCAAGAAAAGAAGAAGCUGUCAAUAUGGUAUGAAGGCAGGUUAAACACAAGCUUCUUGGGGUCAAACUUGCUAUACAUAGAAGUCAGAAGUUGAAAGUUCCGAACUAGUGGCGGAGGAAAAGAUGAUUUUUCAAGUUUUGUGAUUUUGUAUAUUUAUACUCAUUUCAUCAUUCAUAGGGACAACCGUUAAUUAAAAGGAAAGAGUCAAAGCUAGUUACAAGCCACAAUUGUCAGUUAAAUCCAAGGGACAGUAAAAUCCAAAGGUUGCUGAUAUUUUUUUUUUUUUUGAUCUUAUUGUUUGGUUUUGGCUCUAUCUUCACUCUAUAUUGAAUGACACUCUCCUCACUCUACAGUGACAUAUUUAGUUA
Molecule: messenger RNA, 1377 nt
Organism: Carya illinoinensis
Lineage: Eukaryota; Viridiplantae; Streptophyta; Magnoliopsida; Fagales; Juglandaceae
Product: probable arabinosyltransferase ARAD1
Exons: 2
Coding region: 611-970 (119 amino acids)
Molecular function (GO): glycosyltransferase activity
Source: RefSeq, a predicted model, not a curated record